AUGGGCGGACACCUGGGCGGACACACGGACACACAGACGGGCACGGGCGGAUACACGGGCGGACACAGGGACCCACAGACGGACACACGGACGGGCACGGGCGGAUACACGGGCGGACACACGGACACACGGACGAACACACGGACACACAGACGGACACACAGACGGGCACGGACGGGGGCACGGACGGACACACAGACGGGCACGGGCGGGGGCACGGACGGACACACGGACACACAGACGGACAGACGGGCACGGGCGGGGGCACGGACGGACACACAGACGGACACACGGACGGACACACAGACGGGGGCACGGACGGAGAUAUAG
Molecule: messenger RNA, 330 nt
Organism: Melospiza georgiana
Lineage: Eukaryota; Metazoa; Chordata; Aves; Passeriformes; Passerellidae
Product: period circadian protein-like
Exons: 1
Coding region: 1-330 (109 amino acids)
Source: RefSeq, a predicted model, not a curated record